AACAAAACGGAGCUGAGAGAUUAUACAGCGUUGUCAACCUACGUUUUGUCAAUGUUAUCAUUGGCGGUGUUUUUUCGUCUGAUAAUUUCAAUCCGCAACAAUGGUAUCUCUUUUUAGGACAUAAUCAGAGUUGUCGAUAGGCCAAACUCCAUUAAGGCCAUACAUCAAUGUUAAUAGUAGGUGCUAAUUACAUACCUGGUAGGCCUAGUCACUUCCAAAAUCGUAGGCCCAGGCCUCCUUAAUUGAACAAUACGCAGAGGGAUUUGAUACAUCACUGACAGUGUGAGUGCUGGAGGAAUAUCGACUGUCUGUACUCGACUUACGACUAAACGUAGGCCUACACUUUAUUCAUAAAAUCAUGAAUUCGAAUGGAUAUGUCAAUGACAAUGGCAUUAUCGGAACUAUCAAGUUAUUACAUGAAGAAGAAGAACGGACAAAUACGGGGGAUGUUUACGUUUUAGGAGUUGAUUUUGGUACAACAACUGUUCGCUGUCAAGUUUUCGAUAGACAUUCAAAUAUCGUUGGCAGUGCCAGACAGAAAGUUCAGCUACAUUGUCCUCAAGAUCACACUAUUGAGCUUAUUCCAGACACUGUAUGGGCACAGUUUACCACUGUUGUAAAACAAGCAAUAUCAGAUGCUAACAUUUCGGUGAAGAAUGUUGCAUGUAUGGGGAUAUCCGUGCAAAGAGCUACGAUCACUCUUUGGGACAGGCACACUGGUACACACUACUGUAACUUUAUAUCAUGGAAUGACACAAGAGCUGAACCAUAUGCAAAUGUCAUCAACCAAUCACUGUCUUUCAAAGGCCUUGGCACUGGAGCAAAAUUACUUCAUAUUUUAACACGACAGAAAAGAUGGGAGGCAGCUAGUGCGUUCCACUUUCAAUCACAACAUGCAAUCUUACGACUAGCAUGGCUUCUAAACAACAACCAGGAGAUGAAGAGUGAAGCUAAAGCAGGAAAUGUGUUAUUUGGCACAUUAGAAACCUGGCUGGUGUGGAAACUCACUGGAGGGAAAGUGCAUGCAACAGAACCAUCCAAUAUUUGUGCAACAGUCUUGUAUGAUGUAUUCAAGAGAGAUUGGAAUAAUAUUCACAUCAAUUACUUUGGGAUUCCACACUCAAUUCUACCUGAGUUAAAGGACACUAGUGAUGAUUUUGGAGUUUGUGAAGAAGAGAUCUUUGGAGGCCCAAUCCCAAUUCAUGCUUGUGUUGGUGACCAACAGGCAGCUAUGUUUGGUCAGUGUUGCUUCGAUGAAGGUGACAUCAAGGUUACUAUGGGAACAGGAACGUUUAUAAAUUUGACUACAGGGGCCUACCCGUGUGUACCGACUCUUGGAACGUAUCCAAUGGUUGGCUGGAAGAUUGGCUCCGAGGUGUCUUACACGAUGGAGGCGAUGGACUCGGAUUCAGGAACUGUGUUGACUUGGCUUGAGAGUGCAGGUUUUAUUUCAAAACCGGAAGAUUCACAAGCUGCUGCUACAAGAGUAAAGAGUAGUAAUGGAUUGUGUUUCAUCCCAGCAUUUAGUGGAUUACAGUCUGGCAUCAAUGAUAACACAGCUUGCUGUUGCUUAAUAAACAUAACGCCCGCCAUUAAGCAGGAACACAUUGUGCGUGCAGCGUUGGAAUCGUUAGCCUUCAGGGUCGUUCAGAUCUUCAACACGUUGGAGAAUAAAACCAACAUCAAAAUUAGUGACACCGUAAAGUUUGAUGGCGGUGUUAGCAACAGUGAUUUUGUGCUACAGUUGGUCUCAAGCUUGUUAAACAAGAAAGUGGAUCGGCCCGACAAUCUGGACAUGUCCUGCCUUGGUGCAGCUUUUCUUGCAGGCUUAAAAGCAGGUGUUUGGAAGAGCAAAGAAGAGUUGAAAGCAGUGCGAAAAACAAAGAACGUAUUCAAACCAAAAGCAGAUGUACAAAAUGACUACAAGCCAACUUUUAAACAAUGGGCCAAGGCAGCUAGAAGGUCGAUGAACUGGAACAUAUAAAGUAACAGAUGGUGUACGAACAAAGACCUCAAUGCAGGCAAAUAAAAUAAAAUAUAUAUAUAUAUUAAUUUAAAAGAUGUAAGCUAUGGCAGGAGAAUCUCCAUUGAAACCUAGAGGUCAAAUCAUAAAAGUUCAUCAUUUCAAAGCUCAGAAUAAUUAACAUAAAUUAUUAAAAACUGUACUUCAUAUGUAUAUCUUGCUGUAAUAUAAUCUAUGCAAAAGUUUUGAUGUCUAGUACAAUAUAAUCAUAGUGAUGCUUGAAGUAUAAAUCUAAACAUUUUGAUGGUUAUUUUUAGAGCUAUAUAUAGCUGCAAAAAACAUAUUACCACCAAUCACAGGGGCGGAUCCAGAGAUGUCCAAAAGGGGGGGGGGGCCCGAAAGUUGGGCCGAUUGAGGCAACACUGCCCUAGCGGGUCCGGGGCAUUUCCCCCGAAAUUUUUGUGUUCUGAAGCCCGAAAAUAACAUUUGAGGCGUUCUGGGCUAUCAUUUUUUUCUGUUUUCUUUUUUUUUUUUACCUCCCAAGGGGGAUUUGGGGGGG
Anneissia japonica is the source of this 2522-nucleotide messenger RNA. Its product is annotated as putative glycerol kinase 5. Gene Ontology annotation, biological process: glycerol metabolic process; triglyceride metabolic process; glycerol-3-phosphate biosynthetic process. The record is from RefSeq and is a predicted model, not a curated record. Gene Ontology annotation, molecular function: glycerol kinase activity. Lineage: Eukaryota; Metazoa; Echinodermata; Crinoidea; Comatulida; Comatulidae. The coding region runs from base 359 to 1984 and encodes 541 amino acids. Gene Ontology annotation, cellular component: mitochondrion. The transcript is spliced from 16 exons.